AUGUACAUAAUAUUAAUAAUAUCGCUAACAAUUGUAACCUCACAAAUUCGUGCUAUUAACGCAUCACCCGGUGAUCAAAACGGUUUUUUCAUAAAAUGCAUUUCUGAGUGUAGCUCACAAAUUGGAUGUCCACUGGCAACUAGUGGACGAAUCGAAUGGAUAUUUGAGCCGUGUUACAGGAUCGCGUCAACAGUAUUCCACUGGGCUGACUUUUGGUUAACCGAAUAUUUGGAUUAUUUUAGUGCGUUUGCACUAAUUGUUUAUGCGUUCUUCACGAGUUUAUCGUUCACAUUACCAUUUCUGCAGAAAACAACUUAUGGUCGAUUUGUGUUAGUACAUCUCGAUUAUGGCUACAAUAUGCGUUGUUGUGUGGUGUUUUGGAUAUUGACAGCCACAAUAUAUAGUUGCUGGAUGGUACGUGAAUGGCGUACACGAGAAUUGUCAGCGGACAGAAGAUCAAUUUCUUAUCUAGCAAAAUUUAUUGCCGGUGGUCUAGCAUCCGCAUUAUUCGAGGUGUUCGAUUUUGCACCUAUUCUUUGGCUGUUUGAUGCGCACUCAUUGUUCCAUCUAGCCACAGUGCCGUUGCCUUAUUAUUUGAUCAAGUUCUUAAGAUUGGAAUGUGAAUAUGAGAUGAAUUGGUUCGAUAGACAUAUCAAAAUCACAUAA
Molecule: messenger RNA, 666 nt
Organism: Anisakis simplex (herring worm)
Lineage: Eukaryota; Metazoa; Nematoda; Chromadorea; Rhabditida; Anisakidae
Source: the annotation of a GenBank genome assembly